AUGCCUCCCGUGUCUCCGCAACCCGAGCGCCCUCGGGUGAUUCUCUAUCAUCAGACGAUCUGUCCUGAUGGCCAGUACUGCUCCAUGCUGCCGCUGCUGGACAACAAUACUGGCGUCACCCACAUCAUCCUGGCCGCUUUUCACCUCAAUGCCGAUCCACAGCACAUUACUCUCAAUAAUGAUCCCCCUCAUAUGCCGCUGUAUGAACCGCUGUGGGCCGAAGUGCCGGCCGUGAAGCAGAGCGGGGUUCGUGUCAUGGGACUCCUGGGAGGCGCGGCGCAGGGCUCAUUCCGCUGCCUGGACGGUAAUGAGGAGAAAUUUGAACUAUACUAUCAACCCUUGCGGGACAUGGUGCGGCGCCAUGAACUGGACGGGCUGGAUCUGGAUGUGGAGGAAGAGAUGUCGUUGUCGGGCAUUAUCCGGCUGAUCGACCGGCUCAAGCUUGACAUGGGUGACGACUUCAUCAUUACGUUGGCUCCAGUGGCGGCGGCCAUGUUGGGCAUGGGCAACCUGUCCGGCUUCGACUAUCGCGAGCUAGAGCGACAGCGAGCCUCCAAAAUCAGCUGGUAUAAUACCCAGUUUUAUAAUGGUUGGGGCCACCCAGACGACCCUCGGAUGUAUGCGACCAUGAUUGCACAGGGCUGGGCCCCGAACCGGGUGGUAUACGGGCUGUUGACGAAUCCGGGGAAUGGAUCGCAGGGCUAUGUACCACUGGAAAAGAUCGGGCCGAUCCUAGGUCUGCUGGUUGAACGCUUCCCCAACUUCGGAGGCGUGAUGGGUUGGGAAUAUUUCAACUCGAAACCGGGAGACCGAGAAGCCCCCUGGCAGUGGGCGGCGGCGAUGAGCUUGAGCAUGAAUAUGAAGGAGGUGCUACACGUUGCGCGUAUGAUGCGCUCGGGACCAAUGGCCAACAGCUUGAUGAAUCUACUUCGGGACAUGAUGCAGCAGCGAUAA
Aspergillus luchuensis is the source of this 954-nucleotide messenger RNA. RefSeq names its product putative class III chitinase. The transcript has a single exon. The coding region runs from base 1 to 954 and encodes 317 amino acids. NCBI's taxonomy places the organism in Eukaryota, Fungi, Ascomycota, Eurotiomycetes, Eurotiales, Aspergillaceae. Gene Ontology annotation, biological process: carbohydrate metabolic process. The record is from RefSeq and is a predicted model, not a curated record. Gene Ontology annotation, molecular function: hydrolase activity, hydrolyzing O-glycosyl compounds.